ACUUUUUUGUAGUUUAAGAUUUUAUUAUAUAGUUAUUUUUACAAACACUAUACCCCUUUAAUUAAGUGUGCUUGCCUAUACAUAGGAUAUUCCCUGUUUAUUUUUCUAUACCAAAACUUUGCAUUUAUGCAUCUUAAAACCAGUCUCUACUUUGAUUAGAUUUUUUAUUUGUAAAAUAAAUAACUGUAAAAUAAAGAUGCAUUUAAUAUAAUUUUUGUCCUAUAUUCACCAAAACUCUCAAUCACAAAGAUGAACCUUCAACAAAACACACAUAAAAAGCAGUUUGCAGUAAUACUUUUAUUAAUUCAUUAUGUGGAACAUAAUGGGGAUUUUUAAACAAACAUUCAUGGUAUUUUGAGGUGCAAUUUAAUUCUUGUCAAGUGAAGUUAUAAACAAUGCAUUCUGCAUUAGCAGCAAGCAACUAAUGGUCUGCCACAGUGGACCAAAUUGCCAUAAGCUGGCCAGUGGCCUGCCAACGGAGGCCCAACCAUGGCAUACCACUGGCGACGUGCCACCCAAAAAACGCUAGUGGACCGACGAGUGCUUGCCGACGGUCAGCUGACGGAGGACCAACCAUGGCAAGCCUCUGGCAGCAUGCUACCUAAAAAACGCCGGCAGACCAAUAGGUCAUUGUUAGAUGGGAAGUCAUUAUUAUGAGAAAGUUUCUCGUUAUUACGAGAUACUUCCGCUUAUAAUUUGAGAUACUAUCUCAUAAUAAUGGCUUAUUGUCUCAUUAUAUUGACUUACAACAUAAAAUAUUUUUAGUUAACUGUGGUGGAAACUGGCUUCCAUAUUAAUCAGACCAAAAAGUUUUUUUGUUUUUUGUUUUUUUGAGAGAAAUUCUGGACUAAUGUUCAAUGAAUAGUUGAUACAUUGUCAAUGAUAAUUACCAACCUGACCCCUCAUACAUGAGGGUAGCAGUGCAUGAACAAAUGUUAGUUUACAUAACUAGUUCCGAGCUCGCACCAUUAUUGAUUUCUGCAGCGGUCACUAAUACUAAACAGUCUGCUAGUAUUUGUAACCAGUAAAAAAAAAAAAAAAAUGAAUAAUGGACUACCAUGUUGCACAGCUUCGUGUCCACUGACUGCGGUUAUAUGUUGACCUUGAUCUGGGGAAGCAAGUAAAUUUAGAUCACUCACAUAAUUAUUGAAUUUUACAUGAGCGGCAUGAGGACUAUUCUGGUCUCCACCACGCUGGUUGGGGUUGUUUGUGUCAGGUAUGGCAUGUGGGCUCUGAUUUCUCCUGGAGAAGAGAGAGAAAAGGAGUUAUUAAAGAAUCUGCCUGAGGCUAACCCUGUCCAUAUGGAGGAGACUAAGAGGAGAAAUGCCCUCAUGCUCCAAGUUCUGAAGGAUGCUGCAGAGACUAAUGAUAACAUUGCAUGGGGAUUUGGGAGUCAGAAAUGA
Molecule: messenger RNA, 1403 nt
Organism: Myxocyprinus asiaticus (Chinese sucker)
Lineage: Eukaryota; Metazoa; Chordata; Actinopteri; Cypriniformes; Catostomidae
Product: ubiquinol-cytochrome-c reductase complex assembly factor 3-like
Exons: 2
Coding region: 1158-1403 (81 amino acids)
Biological process (GO): mitochondrial respiratory chain complex III assembly
Source: RefSeq, a predicted model, not a curated record